GCCCCCAUCGUACUCGCACUCCAAUUCAGCUUCCGACUGUGAACCAAACCCUCCCUAUGUAUUUCGGUAAUUGUCCCUCCCCUUUUUUCUCGUGAAAAUCUCGUCCAAGUCCAACGACGGUGAGGGUGAUUCCGGAAGGGCAACGCGAGCUCUUCCGUCGACGCCAUGACCUCUCCCCUGCGUUCUCCUGACCCAGAAGGGCAACAGCAAGAUCCCCAAAUCCAGAACCCUAAUGCGAUUGAAGAAAUAGAUCGAAAACCAGAAGAACCGCAGCAAUCACUUCCUCGACCUCCUAAAACCCUAAUCGUAGAAACCCCAGAUCUCCCGAACUCUGAGGCCUCUCCCAUUGCUGAUCAUUUGGACCUCGAGCAAUCCCAUGAUCAUCAAGAGCAGCUGGAGCCACGAGCCUCUAAGGACGAUGAUCAAGAACAAGCCAACCCAGAAGGUAUGCCUCUGUCUCCGUCUCAAACACGCACUUUUCAUGGCAUGUCCUCUGAAAACCCUCCGUCCACGGCCAAUCGUCGAGGGCACAAACGAAGGAAGCCCAUGACAGGCAUGAAACGGCAAGCUUUCGAGAAGAAACUCAAAACCCUUCACCAAAAUUUCAAACCCGUAAUUUUCGUACCCGUCAAAACCCUCGAUUUUUCAAAGCACGAGAAUCUCUUGAAGCGACUAGGGUUAUGGGAUUUUGUUCGUUUGGAGUUUGAUCGGAACAUUCGGGCCGAUCUCAUAGCUCAGCUCGUUGUCAAUUUUGUUCCUGCUUCGCGGAGUAGCUAUGUGAAUGAGCUGCGGUUAAAUGUCAGCCGAGCGGCACUGGCUCGCGCAUUGAAGUUACCAGUGAAGAAGGAUAAGGGUAACGUGCCAGAGGCUGUGGAUUGUGAUGCUGAGGUGUUGUCAGGAGAUUCCUUAACUUUUAUUGAGGAUUUUGUGUCAAAUUGGGUGCUUUUGCACGAGGAUACGUGGAUGAUGCCAAAGGACGUUUUGUCUCCGACGAGAUUGAUUAAAGAGGGGCAUCCCGAGAAGGUGGAUUGGGCGGGAUUAAUAUGGUUCAUGGUGGAGAAGGAAUUGUCGCAGGGACAGAAGCUAGGGCAUUGUUAUUAUGCGUCACAUUUGCAGUGUUUGAUAAAGUCUCAGAGAGAGUGUGUAUUUGCAGAAGAGCCUGGGAUGGAGGUUGAUUUGAAGGACGAGGGGGAUGGUGGGAAGGUGGAAAUUGAUAUAAAAGAGGAGGAGGAAGAGGAGGAGGAGGAGGAGGGGGAUGGUGGUAAAGUGGAAAUUGAUAUAAAGGAGGAGGAGGGGGAUGGUGGUAAAGUGGAAAUUGAUAUAAAGGAGGAGGAGGGGGAUGGUGUUAAAGUGGAAAUUGAUAUAAAGGAGGAGGAGGAUGAUGUGGAUGCUGGUAAGGUGGAAAUUGGUACCAAGGACAGGGAGGAGGAGAAGGGGGAUGAUGGAAAUACAGAAGUUGAUGCAAAGGAGGAGCAGAAUGAGGAGGGGGAUGGUGAUAAGGUGGAUGUUGAUUUAAAGGAGCAAGUGGAGGAUGGAGAUGAUGUGAAGAUGGCUAAUUUGGAUGGCUUUGAGGGACAAAGUCUUGAAUUGACUCUUGGGCAAGAAAAGGUUGAAAAAGAAGAGGAUAGGGAUGAUGUUGUCAUGGAUUUUGAGGAGCCGAAGGAGGAAGAAACAGCUCAGUGGUUUUUGGACGGGAAGAAUAGUUGUGGUGAGCAGUUCUUGCAGCGAUGUAAUGUUGGUGAAGUUGGGAAUUUAGAUUGUGAUGUUGAAAGAAAAGAAGAAGAAGAAGAAGAAGAAGAAGAAGAAGAAGAAGAAGAGAUGUUGGAAGAAGAAGAGGAAGAUGAAGGGGUGCAAGAAGGAGGGUUUAACCUUAUGUCAUCUGCAAAUCAUAUUCAGACAAUGGAGGUGGGACAGAUGGCUUUUAAUUCAGCAGGGCAACUAAAUGAUCAUUCAUCCAGGGAGCUUCUCUCCACCAGGCCUAGCACACACACAAUGCCAGCUGGUCCAUCCAUUUUCAGUAAUUCUAGCAGGAGAGAUAUUGACAAUGAGAAUGAUAUCUCCCUUCAUACACUCAAUGGUAGCCACAAGAGAUUAAGAUCUGAUAGCCCAUGGGACAAUAAGCCUCUCGAUUUUUACACAUGCAUGGACCAGAUACAGCAUUGGAUGGGAAAAGCUAGGAUGAUGUAUGAGGCGAAAGAUGAAUGUUUUGCUGAAGGGAAUGUGAAUCAGCAGAUCUUAGUCAGUGAGCUGCAACAACGGGAUAGUAUGAUUGAGCACUUGCAUAAGACCAAGUUGGAAGAGCUGCAAAAAAAACAAGUGGAGAUAUAUAGGCUUGAACGUGAACUUUACGUAAUGGGAAAUCUCUUGGAGGGGUAUAGAAAGGCUUUAAAUGAAACGCGCAGCUCAUUUGCUGAAUACAGACGGCGCUGUCAACAGCUUGAUGAGCCACUUUACAAGGAUGUUGGUGGGAAUGGGGGUCUUGUUCUAAGCACCAUGGAAAUAGAAAAGCAACGCCUGAAACGUGAAGAAGAAGAAAUGAUGACUCAUUUGAUGAUUGAAAAAAAGAUUAGUGACUUUGAAGCAGUGUGCAAGAGCAAAUUAGAAGCACAUCUUAACAAAGUGGUCAUGAUGGAUGGCAAGAUAGUGGAGUUUGAGAAACAUGUGACUGUUCUUAAGGAAUUUUUUACUAGACACAAGGUUUCAGAUCCACCAGUAUGUGCUCCAGAGGAAUGACAACUGAUGCUGGUAACGAAGUCUCCCAUUUUGAUUUGUUGAUUGAACUUUAGGUGAAGAUUACAGUAAGUAUGUCUCAGGAGGUGCAUGUGAUUUUUUUCUUGUAGUUAUAUAUAUGUUUUACUUGGUUUGAAUAUAUUUUUGUUGCUGGCAUUUUGUGAGAUGGCAAAAACUUGUUUCUCAUUGCACAAUUUGUUACUGUAGUGGACAUGAUAUUUUAUGGUAUUUUUCUUUCCCCUC
Molecule: messenger RNA, 2973 nt
Organism: Malania oleifera
Lineage: Eukaryota; Viridiplantae; Streptophyta; Magnoliopsida; Santalales; Ximeniaceae
Exons: 1
Coding region: 166-2733 (855 amino acids)
Source: RefSeq, a predicted model, not a curated record